Messenger RNA from Hyposmocoma kahamanoa, 1736 nucleotides. Its product is annotated as allantoinase-like. Lineage: Eukaryota; Metazoa; Arthropoda; Insecta; Lepidoptera; Cosmopterigidae. Gene Ontology annotation, molecular function: cobalt ion binding; allantoinase activity; zinc ion binding. The record is from RefSeq and is a predicted model, not a curated record. Bases 171 to 1658 code for a protein of 495 amino acids. The transcript is spliced from 11 exons. Gene Ontology annotation, biological process: purine nucleobase catabolic process; allantoin catabolic process. Gene Ontology annotation, cellular component: cytoplasm.
CCCCGUAUUAUAUAAACAAACAUAAUUCUUUGCAUUAAACGUUUCAUAGGGCAGUAAAGGAGCUGUCUAGCCACACGGUUACUAUAAUAGCGAUUGAAACUGAUGAAAAUUGUCAUUAACGCGAGCACCGUCUUCACGGAGCUUCAGUUUGACGUCUGCGAUUCUAUACAAUGUUUUUCGUACUUCUGUUCACCGGAUUUUUGCUACUGUCGAAUAUAUCAUGUCGAGAUUUAAGUUUUGUGCAAAAACAAACGCAAAGACAACUAUUCAUCAGUAAGCGCGUGGUAACUGAAGCCGAAGAAUUCGACGGAGGAGUGCUAGUGAAUAGACGUGGAAAAAUUGAAGGUGUAUUGAAGCGGUCGGCAGUUGACGCAAUUCUGCAAGGAAACGAGGACUUGAAGGUAAUAGAUGGCGGAGACAUGGCACUAAUGGCUGGUGCAGUGGACUCUCACGUACACGUGAAUGAGCCUGGCCGAACCUCUUGGGAAGGCUUCGUGACAGCCACACAGGCCGCAGCUGCUGGGGGGAUCACCACUAUUGUUGAUAUGCCCCUAAAUUCAGUUCCCCCAACUACGACAUUGAAAAAUCUGCAAAUUAAAGCCACUGCGGCGAGAGAAGAAGUUUACGUCGAUGUUGCUUUUUGGGGAGGUGUCGUUCCGGGUAAUGAGAAAGAGCUACAUGAUCUCAUUAGAGCCGGAGUGGUAGGGUUCAAAUGCUAUUUGAUCGACAGUGGCAUAGACGAAUUCCCUUACAUACAAGCCGAUGAACUGGAAAACGUGUUUGCCGUUCUCAAUGGCACAGGAACUGUUUUAGCAUUUCACGCUGAGUUAAAUGUUACUAAGACCAGUAAUCAAUGCUACGGCAAUUAUUGUCCAAGUCCUGAACUCUACGGCACUUAUCUCGCAUCACGACCCGAUGAUUUGGAAACAGCUGCAGCUUCUUUGAUUGCUGAAUACGUUCCAAAAUCAGACGUACAUGUCCACGUAGUUCACGUAUCAUCAGCAGCUGUAGUUCCGAUUCUUGAAGAAGCGAGAGAAAAGCGAAUCCAAGCUGGUAACAAAAGAUGGAAGGCAGGAGUCACCGCUGAAACCUGUCAUCAUUACCUUACUUUCGACUCCGACCAAAUUCCACCUGGACAUACGGAGUAUAAAUGCUCCCCACCUAUUAGAAAUAACACAAAUAGAGAAAAGUUAUGGAGCUAUAUCGAACACGGAAGACUAGAUUUAAUUGCGUCAGAUCAUUCGCCAAGUACUGCUGACCUUAAAGGCCCUAAUUUCAUGACAGCUUGGGGUGGAGUGUCAUCUGUACAAUUCGGUAUGUCGAUAUUCUGGACCGAAGCGAGCGCUCGAGGCUACGGACUAGGCACAGUGAGCCACUACUUAUCAGCUGGGCCUGCGCGCCUCUGCGGCCUGCAAGAUAAGAAAGGAGCCCUCAAGGUCGGCCUCGAUGCCGAUCUUGUCUUCUUCGAUUCAAGCGCUUCUUUUGUGGUCACGCCUAAAGAGAUAUUGUACAAAAACAAGAUAAGCCCGUAUAUGAAUAGAGUUCUAAGAGGCAAAGUGAUGCAGACCUACCUUCGAGGCCAGCUGAUUUACGAAGAUGGAGAAGUACUCAGAAAUCCUAAAGGACAAUUACUGCUAAACAAUGAUUAUUUUAAUUAAAUAUCUAAUACAAUAAUAAUAAAUAAAUAAAUAUCACUAAGUACACAUACUUUGAUGCAUAUAUUACAUGCUAUUACA